Pistacia vera is the source of this 902-nucleotide messenger RNA. Its product is annotated as UDP-glycosyltransferase 83A1-like. The record is from RefSeq and is a predicted model, not a curated record. Gene Ontology annotation, molecular function: UDP-glycosyltransferase activity. The transcript has a single exon. The coding region runs from base 1 to 792 and encodes 263 amino acids. NCBI's taxonomy places the organism in Eukaryota, Viridiplantae, Streptophyta, Magnoliopsida, Sapindales, Anacardiaceae.
AUGAUACAAAAGAUUUUCCUUGAAAUACUUGUGCUGCCGCGGAAACUGUCAGAAUUUCCAAGGGUUCUUUCCAACUCAAUUUAUGAACUUGACUCGCCGAACUGUGAUUUGGUUCCAAAAGUCUUACCCAUUGGCCCAUUACUUGCAAGUAAUCAGUCUGGAAAUUCGGCUGGAAGCUUAAUUCCUGAGGACUCAUCUUGCUUAGGUGGCUUGAAGCAAGCAGUAGGUUCAGUCAUUUAUGUUGCAUUGGGCAGCACAACCACCUUAAAUCAGCAACAAUUUGAGGAAUUGGCGCUCGGUCUUGAAUCCUCAGGCCAACCAUUUCUGUGGGUUGUUCGAUCAAACCUUGUGAAUGAAUCGCUAACCAGGUUCCCAAAUGGUUUUAAAGAGAAACUUGCCGGUCGAGGAAAGAUCGUUGAAUGGGCAGCUCAAGAAAAGGUGUUAGCUCAUUCUUCAGUUGCUUGUUUCUUAAGUCAUUGCGGAUGGAAUUCUACUACGGAAGGAUUAAGCAUGGGAGUACCAUUUCUGUGUUGGCCUUACUUCGCGGAUCAAUAUCAAAAUAGAAGAUUCAUUUGUGAAGUCUGGAAGAUUGGUUUAGAUUUAACCCCGGAUGAAAAUGGGAUUGUUACAAGGCAUGAAAUACAAAGAAAGGUGAGAAAACUUAUCAGUGAUGAUGGUAUCAAAUCAAAUUCAUUGAAGAUCAAGGAAAUGGCUAGAAAAAGUCUUGUCGAAGGUGGAUCUUCAUUCAAAAAUUUUGAGAGAUUUAUUUCUCAAGUGAAGUCUAGUCAAUGAUUUUGUUCAGUAAUCUAUAAGAAUGCUGAUAAUUAUGAUGGAUAUUGUAUUUUGAUGUUGAGAAUAACAGGAAUCAUGUCAAAUAAAAUAGUUUAUUUUAAACUUAUUAA